GAGAGAGAGAGAGAGGGUCAGACUGGGAGGAACGCUCUGGUUGGACGGGAUUUGCAGGGAUUCUGGGUUUUUUUAGGGCUCUUAGUGGAACUGGGGACCCACAGAGGCCUGGUGAAGUCUGGACAGGAGCUUGGAGAUGCUUGAACAGAGUCAUGGUCAGUAGCUGCAGAACAGAAUGAGAUCAGCUGUUGUUGAGCCAGUAUUUCUAUCUACAAUAGACUUUCACAAUGCUUAGAUGGAAAGAUGACCUCACACUGUGUGUUCUGUAGUGUUUGAACCAAAUCACUUAGUGGAUGAUACUUUCACAACAACCUCCAACAGGAAAGCAAACCUCCAUCCAGCCAAUGAAAAUAGACUGAACCAAAGUGAAUGAAGUCUUCUGCAGCCUGCAUGGCGGUGAAUCCUCUGGAGGGUCUCAUGUCGGUUGCGGCAAACCACCAGCUGGUCUGCAGCUCCACGGCUGAGCCACAGAGGCAGCGGCCCUGUGCGGCCAGCAGCCCUGCAUCCCUGCACGGACACAGGCAGAGCACACGCAGCAGCAGGGAGCCCAGGAAGUGGGUGCAAUCUGUGUGGGGAUCCAGAUUAAAGUCUGGUUCUGGCUGUGAGUCUGCAGUCCAGUCCAGGACGCUGAGGGGUCAGCACUCUCCAGAAAAUGCAGCACGUGAGCGGAGUCGUGUACGCAACCUACGGCAGGCCUUCCACAGCCUGCAGGCUGCUCUGCCCUCAGUCCCACCAGACACCAAGCUGUCCAAGCUGGAUGUUCUGGUUCUGGCUACUAAUUACAUAGCUCACCUAACAGAGAUGCUGGACCAGGGAGGGUCAUUGGCUGAACACACCCUGCCCUCCAGGCCGGGUGGAUACCUGCAUCCUGUUAAGAAGUGGCCCAUGCGUUCCCUGCUCUACUGUGGCAGCGUGGGAGAGCUGCUAUCAGGAGUUCCAGCCAAUCAGAUGCCUACACCUGAACGGGGCGGGACACACCCAUUGACCCCCGCCUUAGAAGCAGACAGAGAGUGAUAGCAGCCAUGGCUGGAUUUAUGGAGCUGUGAGGCCACACUCCCCCUGCUUUGGCUGCCGGAUCUGUGUUGAAGUCGAGACACAGCGAGGAGGAGGAUGACUGGAGAGAAAGAUGAAGAGGAGGAGGAGGAGAAGGUGCAGGAGAAGAGGAGAGAAACAGUAACUGGGCUGUGGAGAAAACAAAUACAGAAAGUAGUAACGAAGGAAAGGAGAAGACAAAAAAACUGUAAAAUGUCUCUAAUAUUAUGCCACCUUUGUGAGAGUUGACUUGGUUAUACAUUUAAAUACAAACUUUUCAUACGUUUUCCACUCUUUCAAUCAAUUCACCCUGAUGCCAACAGGUGGUGCUGAAAUUGCUCAGUAGGACAAUACAGUAUGCAGCAGAAACAGUUUCUGAAGAAAUUGUGGUUUGACUGCUGGAUGCUUCGCUGCCAUGCAGGCUGGAAUGUGUCAGAAGCAAUACAAUUAAGAAUAAUUAGUGGGAUGAGGUGGGGUGAUUUUGUCCAUUUUUGAAUCCUUUUCAUCCUGCCUGUAUACACCACUUAAAAAUGUUUAAAUGCCAUGUUGGUACUUUUUUUUUCAGCACAACCUCACCUAUAAUAUAAUAAUAAUUGUUUUUUUAUUCUGACUUACUGGAUCAACAUUUCGAACCAAAAAGAAACAAAGAAAAACAAACAUAAAGGUGAUCUUGUGUCUUUUUAAAGUAAUUUUGUGUCUUUUUAGUCCUUGAAAUGUUGCAAAAGUGAACAAAG
Messenger RNA from Centropristis striata (black sea bass), 1766 nucleotides. Its product is annotated as transcription factor 24-like. The transcript is spliced from 5 exons. Bases 370 to 1014 code for a protein of 214 amino acids. Lineage: Eukaryota; Metazoa; Chordata; Actinopteri; Perciformes; Serranidae. Gene Ontology annotation, biological process: developmental process; regulation of transcription by RNA polymerase II. Gene Ontology annotation, molecular function: protein dimerization activity; RNA polymerase II transcription regulatory region sequence-specific DNA binding; DNA-binding transcription factor activity, RNA polymerase II-specific. The record is from RefSeq and is a predicted model, not a curated record.